Molecule: messenger RNA, 912 nt
Organism: Aaosphaeria arxii CBS 175.79
Lineage: Eukaryota; Fungi; Ascomycota; Dothideomycetes; Pleosporales
Exons: 2
Coding region: 1-747 (248 amino acids)
Source: RefSeq, a predicted model, not a curated record
AUGCCUCACAGCAAUCAACCACCCUCUUCGGUACCAAAGGAGGGACUGUACAAAUUAUUUCCCCCCCAGAAUCCUCAAGAAGAAGAGAGGGGCAAGGCCAGAGCAAAUCGAACCGUAGACCGACCAGAUCCUGGAGCAAUUGAGCCACGAAAAGGGAAAUGGAAGGGAGGAAAAGGUCAACUCCCAAUUCAAUCGAUCGUUGAGAAGUGCGUACCAUCGGCAUCCAAAGGUCCAGAAGAGUCAGGCCAUACGCAACCACCACCAAGCCGUGGAUCCUCCGCCCUCAGGGAAUUCGACUUCGAUUUCUCGGAAUCACAACCCUCGGCUGACGAUGCACCACCACCUGCCCAAUACUUCUUCUUCUACGGAGAACUAGACGACAACGAAAGGGUACGCCUCCUCUUCCACCGCUUGAAAUGUGCCGUCGAACUCCAAUCCGCAACACUUCACGGCUACGAGACAGUUACUACCCAGCCGCCGAAGUUCACUAUCACCCUGGCAUCCGGUAAGACUGAAGGUAUUAAAGGCGGCCUGUACAAGAUCAGAAAUGAAACCGAACUAGAGCUCCUGGAGAUCAAAAGCGCCCCGUACUCUCGCAUCGCUGAGGUCGAGGUCGAGAUGGAUUCGAACAUGUUGGAUUGGGGGAAGAAAAAGAAGAAGCAGUGUGCCUUGACUUUUGUGGCGAAUUCGAUCUCGAAAGCUGGGCUCAAGCGUACACCAUCUGGCCGGCUCAAGAUCGAACAUUAGGUCUGGUGGAUCGAGGGACCUACCCAUAGGCACAUUUGAAUGACACCAUAGACGGGCACCACGACGAUGAAUAUAAAGUUUCAGAGGAGGGGGGAGGCAAGACACUAAUCAAUAUUCAAGCAUAUACUUAGAUUUGAUACAUAGAUGGCUGGAAGCAUAGGAUAG